UUCCAAACGGGGUCUUUUCUUGAAAUUCUUGAUGAUCUUGGUAGUCUGUGCCUUGAUGAUUGUGUGGUUGGAGCCCUAAAAUAUAUAUUUAGUUAACUGAAAUAUAGACUUACAAAAAAUGUCCAGAGUGGUAUAUAAAACUCUUGUAUCAGCGGCUGAUAAAUUUGUUCCAUCAAAAUUAAGACCCCUCUGGGAACAUGAAGCUGGUCCAAAAACCAUAUUUUUCUGGGCGCCAGCAUUCAAAUGGGCACUAGUGGCAGCAUCUAUAGACGAGUACCGUAGGCCUCUAGAUAAGGUAUCGACCACACAAUCCGCGACUUUAUCUGCAACGGGCCUUAUUUGGACACGGUACUGUCUCGUCAUUCGUCCUAUCAACUACGCGCUAUCUCUAUGCAACUUUACAUUGGGAUUAGCUAAUGGGAUCCAAUGCUACAGAGCCUAUAAUUACCAACGCAAGAUGGGAAUGUAAUCUUAUCUUGAGAUACGUAGUUAUGUAAUGAAGAUUAUGUAGAUGUCUGUCAGAUAAACCUUUGCAAAGGUCAAAUAACACUCAUCCACCCGCUUGGAUACCAGGGUCUAUCCACAUAUUACGUCACAGCUUAAGUGGGAGGGAGGGGGUAAUUUCAAAUGUAUUAAAAAAGUGACAUGGGGGAGGGGUUCAAAAAAUCUAAAUGUUGUGGAACGUAAUAUGUGGAUAGCCCCCUACGAUGCUAUGGGCAGACACAAACAGAUACACAGACAUUUAAAACAAAUAACACAAUCUUAGAGAUCAUGUGUAAGAAGCCCCUAUUAGCAAAAAGUUCAUACUUCAUAUCAAUUUAUUUGUAGCUGAUUUCCACACCGUAAGAGAGCCCAUAUAAAAAUCCAAUUAAAUUUCAUUGAAGCCGUAGAAAUUAUACUUUGGAGUAAUUAUUCAUUACAUAAACUGAAGAUUGCGACU
Messenger RNA from Aricia agestis (brown argus), 940 nucleotides. Its product is annotated as mitochondrial pyruvate carrier 2-like. The record is from RefSeq and is a predicted model, not a curated record. NCBI's taxonomy places the organism in Eukaryota, Metazoa, Arthropoda, Insecta, Lepidoptera, Lycaenidae. The transcript is spliced from 3 exons. Bases 119 to 469 code for a protein of 116 amino acids. Gene Ontology annotation, cellular component: mitochondrial inner membrane. Gene Ontology annotation, biological process: pyruvate import into mitochondria. Gene Ontology annotation, molecular function: pyruvate transmembrane transporter activity.